UCCCCACUUCAAAGAGAGCAACUUUCGUAAAAUCAACCCAACAGACAGACCAGCGAGCAAAUCAGAGCAACAAAAGAGUUCAAUGGCCAGGUACGACAGAGCAAUCACGGUUUUCUCGCCGGACGGCCACCUCUUCCAAGUCGAAUACGCCCUCGAAGCCGUCCGCAAGGGCAACGCCGCCGUCGGCGUCCGGGGCACCGACACCAUCGUCCUCGGUGUCGAGAAAAAAUCCACCGCCAAACUCCAAGAUUCCAGAUCAGUUAGGAAGAUUGUAAACCUGGAUGAUCACAUUGCAUUGGCUUGUGCAGGGCUCAAAGCUGAUGCUCGUGUCCUUAUAAACAGGGCCCGUAUUGAAUGUCAAAGCCACAAGCUUACUGUUGAGGAUCCCGUGACAGUUGAGUAUAUUACACGCUACAUUGCUGGUCUUCAACAGAAGUACACACAAAGUGGUGGUGUGAGACCAUUUGGUCUUUCAACUUUGAUAGUGGGAUUCGAUCCCCAUACUGGUGUACCAUCCCUCUAUCAGACAGAUCCAUCAGGUACAUUUUCUGCAUGGAAAGCCAAUGCAACUGGAAGAAACUCUAAUUCAAUGCGAGAAUUUUUGGAGAAAAACUACAAAGAAACUUCUGGUCAAGAAACUGUCAAGCUUGCUAUCCGUGCAUUGCUCGAGGUUGUUGAGAGUGGGGGAAAGAACAUUGAAGUUGCUGUGAUGACAAAGGAGGGCCUGCGUCAACUUGAUGAAGCCGAAAUUGACGCCGUUGUUGCAGAGAUUGAAGCAGAGAAAGCUGCUGCUGAGGCGGCAAAGAAGGGCCCUCCCAAGGAUAAUUAAUUUGUCCUUUUCGCUUGCCCAUAUGGUUUCUUAGCCACCAGUCCCGAUAAUUCCAUUGACUUGCGAACGUAAAAUUCCGUUCAAGGUUCUAAUCUGGUGUUAUGUGGAUUAGAAAUCUUUUGGUGCUUGUACUGCAAAAUUGCUUUAUAGUUUGACUUCUAUUUCUGGUUAAAAGUUGUAGCAAGAGGUAUUGUUGACAUUGGAUUAUAAUUGUUUUCAAUUAUGGGAUGUUUUCAA
Rhododendron vialii is the source of this 1066-nucleotide messenger RNA. RefSeq names its product proteasome subunit alpha type-7. The coding region runs from base 83 to 829 and encodes 248 amino acids. Gene Ontology annotation, cellular component: nucleus; proteasome core complex, alpha-subunit complex; proteasome core complex. NCBI's taxonomy places the organism in Eukaryota, Viridiplantae, Streptophyta, Magnoliopsida, Ericales, Ericaceae. Gene Ontology annotation, biological process: ubiquitin-dependent protein catabolic process. The transcript is spliced from 3 exons. The record is from RefSeq and is a predicted model, not a curated record.